CUGAAUUGUAGGCACAUAUAUCAACACCAAGGAGGCAAUCACAUCAAACUUUCUUUUCCUUACCUAAACCCAAUCAAAAACCUCCAAGUCCAACGCACUUUCCUCAUCUCCUAUCUAAUCACGAUUUCCAUGGAAACGACACAACAACAACAAACGCCGAUGUGUGAAAUUCUCGGCUCCAACGACUGGAAAAACCUGCUCGAACCACUCGACCUAGACCUCCGUAAACUCAUUCUCCGGUGCGGCGACUUUUGCCAAGCCACAUAUGACGCUUUCAACAAUGACCAAAACUCCCCGUACUGCGGCACCAGCCGUUACGGCAAGAACAGCUUUUUCCACAAAGUAAUGCUUGAAGACGCUGAAAAUUAUACAGUCUCUUCUUUCCUUUAUGGCACAGCUCGGGUUAGCCUGCCUGAAGCCUUCCUGCUUCAUUCUCAGUCCCGCGAAUCUUGGGACCGAGAAUCUAACUGGAUCGGCUACAUAGCUGUCACCUCCGAUGAAUAUACAAAAGUCAUCGGCCGGCGUGAAAUCUACAUCGCGUUUCGUGGAACUACUAGAAACUAUGAGUGGGUUGAUAUAUUAGGAGCAAAGCUCACAUCGGCUAAACCAUUGUUGAAGGGUAGUAGCAAUGAGUUUAAAGAGAAUAAUAACAGUAGCAGUGAUAGCGAUAGUGAAGGGGAUCAUGAAAAGUUCCCAAAAGUAAUGUUGGGUUGGAUUACGAUUUACACUUCUGAUGACUCGAGAUCGCCUUUUACCAAAAUAAGUGCAAGGGAUCAACUUUUGACGAAGAUUACUGAAUUAAGAGAAAAAUAUAAAGAUGAAGAUUUGAGCAUAAUAUUUACAGGACAUAGUCUUGGUGCCAGUUUAUCAAUUUUGGCAGCUUUUGAUAUUGUAGAAAAUGGCAUUACUGAUAUUCCAGUAGCUGCUUUCGUCUUCGGGUCGCCACAAGUGGGAAAUAAAGCUUUUAAUGAGAGAUUCAAAAAAUAUGGAAAUCUUAAGGUUUUGCAUAUAAGAAAUAAGAUUGAUGUUAUUCCACAUUAUCCAGGAAGAUUGAUGGGGUAUCAGUAUACUGGAACUGAGCUUGAAAUAGAUACGAGGAAGUCUCCGAGCUUGAAGGAUUCGAAAAACCCGAGUGAUUGGCAUAAUUUGCAGGCCAUGUUGCAUAUAGUAGCAGGGUGGAAUGGUGAGGAUAAGGCGUUUAAGCUGCAAGUUAAGAGAAGCUUGGCUUUGGUUAAUAAGUCAUGUGAGUUCUUGAAAGAUGAGUGUAUGGUUCCUGGGUCAUGGUGGAUAGAGAAAAACAAAGGGAUGGUUAGAGGAGAAGAUGGAGAAUGGGCGUUGGUUCCGCCGGAUGAGGAAGACAAGCCUGUGCCUGAAUAUUGACCGUUGGAAGAGACAGACUUGUUGGUGUUGCCUGAUCUAGAUCUAGAAGGGAGACGGACAAAACCUUGAAGAGGAGGGGAAGCGAGGAGGAGGAAAGUGAAAAAGAGAACCAGAAGAUUCUUCAUAGUCGCCAUGUGUAGCGCAAAAGCUUGGUAGUGGUGGCGGUAAUGAUAAAGAUCAACACGACUGCUAAGUACAAAAGCCAAACUUUAGUUCUCCAGUGAAAAAAUGAGAUAAUUAUAAUUUAUUUGGGUCUAGUUAUUUUGUGUGCUUGGAAAUGGAGAAAUGCAAAUUUGCAAUUGCCUAAUACGGCACAAAGAGUCGAAAACUGCCAAAAACAUGGGAUGAUUGGGAUUUGUAUACAAUCUGAUCUUUGUAAGGUUUGUUUAGAAUUUUAUU
This is a messenger RNA of Jatropha curcas, 1779 nucleotides long. Its product is annotated as alpha/beta-Hydrolases superfamily protein. NCBI's taxonomy places the organism in Eukaryota, Viridiplantae, Streptophyta, Magnoliopsida, Malpighiales, Euphorbiaceae. Gene Ontology annotation, biological process: lipid metabolic process. The record is from RefSeq and is a predicted model, not a curated record. Gene Ontology annotation, molecular function: glycerophospholipid phospholipase A1 activity.